UGCAUAAAUUAUGUUCAUGACGUAGUGCAAAAGAGCAAAUUUGUGCAAAUAUCUGCCACUUUUCUGCAGAUUCGGGGUUACUUGGGCUAUUAAGGUGCACUUACUUCACCGGCGCGACAGUUAACGAAAAGACGUCAUUAAAUAUUUAGUAAAAAAGGAGCCGCGCGCUUUCCCGAGCCUCCUUAUCAAUGCAAAUAGCUCUUUUGUGUGUAGCCGUAGCGCGCGCCUGGAAGCUGUGAGGUGAAUUUUUAAUUAUGCAUGUUUAAAAGAAAUUGUGGCAAAGCUCGGCGGAGGAGAAAUAAAGAAAAUAUCCCUCCUCACAGUAGGUGAAACAACAUAGCUGGCAACAUCCACUUAAUCCACUAUGCAGAUUCGGUGAUCUCCUUACAGCUUAGACUUCAUCAUGGACACUGAGGAUCUCCCUGUAAACAAUGCUCCUCUCACUGUCAAUGAACAGCUUUUAGGUUCCUGCACUUUGAAAUUCCCAGAACAAGACGAGCAGGUCAUUGUCAUGUCAGGUCAGGAGACCAUCCGGGUGUUGGAGGUAGAGGUGGAUACAGCCCUGUCCUCCUCAGGGGUAGAUGGGAAGGUGGAGUCAGGGGGUGAAGAAGGGGGAGGACAGACCCUGGAGGCAGCGGAGGAGGCAUUGGAUAGUCCAGUUACCACAAAUGAAACCACAGCAGUGUCUGUGGAGGUGUCAUCACCUGGUGUCCAGACUGUGGUCUCCAAAGCCCCCAUCAGUGUGACACAAGCCCAGCCCCAGACCAGCGUACCCAUCACUGUUCAGGCAUGCCCACAGGUCCUGACUCAGGAUUGUUUGGCUUCUCUGAUGACUGGCAUGCUUGCUCAGCAAGGUUCUCUGGGUCAGCCCAUGCUCAUCCCUCUGAGCAUGGCCGGAUCUGUUGGGGGUCAGGGUGGUCUGGCUGUGCUCACCUUACCUACUGCUACUUUCGCCACCUUACCUAGUCUCGCUGCUGCCAGCCCAGCUGGAGGACUGCUGAAGCUGCCAUUUGCUGGACUGCAAGCUGCUACCAUGUUGAACUCUGUCCAGACACAGCUGCAGUCACCUGCACAGGCGGUUCUGCAGCCCCAAGUUUCUGCACUACAGUCCAUACAGGCAGCUGUGCAGCCAACACAGAUGACACCAACCACCACUGUGUCUGCUCUGCAGAAAGCAUCAGAGCCCAGCGCUUCUGUUGCAACACUUCAGACUGCAGGCCUGUCCAUCAACCCUGCUAUUAUCAGCGCUGCCUCUCUGGGUGCACAACCACAGUUUAUUAGCUCUCUUACCACAACUCCCAUCUUUACCAGUGCCAUGUCUAAUGUGGCAGGACUGACAAGUCAGCUCAUUACCAACUCACAGGGCCAGGUGAUUGGAACACUUCCUCUGCUGGUGAACCCUGCGUCAUUGGCUGGUGCUGCAGCUGCCUCUGCGUUGCCCACUCAAGGCCUGCAGGUGCAGACCGUGUCCCCACAGCUGCUCGUGAACUCCCAGGGUCAGAUCAUUGCUACUAUAGGGAACGGCCCGACUGCUGCUGCCCAGUCCACCACAUCUGUCCUGCCUAAAGUCACUGUGCCCCUGACACUCACCAAGACCACUACACAGGGUUCUGUUGGGAAAGUGGUUCAGUCUAAAGUGAUCAUUGCUCCGCAGCCCACAGCGGGGAAAGCAGUCACAUCCCUCUGCUCUGCUAGUGCCAUCGCCUGUGGAGACAUGCCAACCGUGGGCCAGCUUGUCAGCAAGCCACAGUCAGGUGUGCAUGAAGAAGAGGCCAUUAAUCUGGAGGAGAUCCGUGAGUUUGCCAAGAAUUUCAAGAUUCGACGGCUCUCUCUGGGCCUGACACAAACACAAGUGGGCCAAGCUCUCACUGCUACAGAGGGGCCCGCAUACAGUCAGUCAGCCAUCUGCAGAUUUGAGAAGCUUGACAUCACCCCCAAAAGUGCCCAGAAGCUGAAACCCGUGUUGGAACGCUGGCUGGCAGAGGCUGAACUCUGGAACCAGAAAGGUCAGCAGAACUUGAUGGAGUUUGUCGGCGGAGAACCCUCCAAGAAGCGCAAACGGAGAACCAGCUUCACGCCGCAGGCCAUCGAAGUCCUCAACACUUACUUUGAGAAAAACUCCCUCCCGACCGGACAAGAAAUCACAGAGAUUGCCAAGGAGCUGAAUUAUGACCGAGAGGUUGUUCGCGUCUGGUUUUGUAACCGUCGACAGACUUUGAAAAACACCAGCAAGAUCAAUGUGUUUCAGGCCCAUUAGGAUGACAGAGUGUUUGAUAAUGCAAGAAACUUUUUGAAAGCUGGUGUUUAAUAAAUGGUUGGAAUAUCGCUGCUAGUCACAACAUGAAUGAAAUGAGUGAUUUGCAGUUAAGAUAAAGCCAGCUGCACUUGAAUAAAGUGAGGUCCUAGCAUAGUAUCAGACAUACUCUUUUCUGUAAUACUGCAUGCAGUGACUUUUUUGGCGUGUCACCACAAUUUUUGAUGCAGCUUUUGAACUAUUUAAAAUGUUGAAGAAGCUAUGAGUCCUAAUCGCUGUGUUUAUAGAAAAAAAGCACUUCGUCAAUACACUAAAAUGUUAAAUGUGCAAAAUAUCCCGCCUCAUAUAUUUACUUGUUUUGCAGUAACUAAACUGACAUUAUUAUUCAUGGAUGUCAUCUGAUUUUCUCUGUUGCAACUACAGCUAUAGGUCUGGACUGAAUACAUAAAAAUAUAUGUAGGAUGUAAUUCAAUGAUUUGACCGAACUUCCCAUUUAUAGUGUUCAUGUUGUUUAGCUGUACAUUUGCUGAUACUGGUAUUUAUUUUUUUUAUCUCUGACCAUCAAAAACCAUACAUCAGAGAGUGCAUGUUCUUGUCUAUGCCAACAGUGGUUCCCUUGUCUUUGUGCAUAUCGACAGAAGGUGUAGUUUGGUCAAGUGUAUACUGGACAAUCAUCAGACUCAGAAAGCAUGCCCUGCUUUUAUGUGGCGAAAUCCACUGUAUUCAGUUUUGCCUGUCAUCAACAUUCGUUUAGUCAGAGAUGUGUAUGGUUGCAUGGUUGCAGCGGAGGUAUGUCUGUCUAUUGAUUUAUAUAGAAAAUGUAUACUGUUGAGAUGACAAUGACUGGCCUUUAUUGUUACUGUUAUAGAGUUUUUGCCAUAGGUCUAGGAAAAAAGCAAACUUUUAUGUCAGGAAAUGCUUUUAAAAAGAGAAUGAAAUCUAUAAAUAUAUGGGGCACUUGUCCAUUACGAAGAGUCAUAAAACAUGUUAAAUAUUAUAGGACAUUAUCAGAAAUGCAAUUUGCCAUUAUUGAAUUUGGAUCGUAAACUCCUUUAUAAGAAGUUGUCCUUUGAGACAUUGACAAUACAACAAUAUUUACAGUUCAUAUGAGUAUUGUCCAAAUUUGUAACAUGAAACAGUUCAGCGUGUUGUAACGUGUUUCACAUGUUUAUGUUCUAAGCAUAAACCGAUAUUGUUCUUAUGGACCUUCAGCAUUUAUCUAAUAGAUUCUUAUCUUAAUUGGUACAAUGCUAUAAAUUGACAUUUUAAUGUUGUGAACAAGGAAUGGUAUAAGUAACUAGUGUUUUAACUAAUGCUAUGAGCAUAACGUUUUUUUCAACAUUUUAAUUGAUGAUGAAUUUUAAAACAACGCUUAUCAAUUGCAAUUACAGAUCCAUUAACGAUAUUUAUUUUCUAUCAAUUGUAAUGUUUAGUAUUAACUUGUUAUUUCAAUAAAUUAACACUAAACAGACAUGAUGUUAUAUAUGACUUCUCUGGAAUCUCUAUUA
Messenger RNA from Xyrauchen texanus (razorback sucker), 3762 nucleotides. Its product is annotated as POU domain, class 6, transcription factor 1. Gene Ontology annotation, molecular function: RNA polymerase II cis-regulatory region sequence-specific DNA binding; DNA-binding transcription factor activity, RNA polymerase II-specific. Bases 404 to 2257 code for a protein of 617 amino acids. Lineage: Eukaryota; Metazoa; Chordata; Actinopteri; Cypriniformes; Catostomidae. The record is from RefSeq and is a predicted model, not a curated record. Gene Ontology annotation, biological process: regulation of transcription by RNA polymerase II. The transcript is spliced from 12 exons.